Molecule: messenger RNA, 1161 nt
Organism: Zootermopsis nevadensis
Lineage: Eukaryota; Metazoa; Arthropoda; Insecta; Blattodea; Termopsidae
Gene: SmD1
Product: small ribonucleoprotein particle protein SmD1
Biological process (GO): spliceosomal snRNP assembly; RNA processing
Molecular function (GO): RNA binding
Source: RefSeq, a predicted model, not a curated record
ACUGAUACAACGUACAUUACUAGGAAUACGUUUUUAAAAUGACUGUACAAAGAGAAGCUAUGAUUCGCACCCAUAGCGUUUGCCGGUAAAAUAAGUGAAUAGUUGUGUCGGAUAUCAGCGAACAUCAUGAAAUUAGUAAGGUUUUUGAUGAAAUUGAGCCAUGAGACAGUUACCAUUGAAUUAAAAAAUGGAACCCAAGUUCACGGAACAAUAACUGGUGUGGAUGUCGCUAUGAAUACUCAUCUGAAAGCAGUGAAAAUGACUGUAAAAAACAGAGAUCCAGUACAGUUAGAAACUUUAAGCAUUCGAGGUAACAACAUUCGCUACUACAUCCUACCAGAUUCACUUCCCUUGGAAACGCUUCUAAUAGACGACACUCCAAAAGCGAAAGCAAAGAAGAAGGAAGCUGCACGAGGUGCGAGCCGGGGUAGAGGACGCGGGCGAGCCAGAGGACGAGGUCGUGGAAGAGGUAGAGGAAGGCGAUGAAGGGUCCAUGCAUAUUUGGUGCACGGCGUUUUAGCAGUUUAUGAACGGUUAUACUGCAACUGUGAACUUUGGCACUUUGUCUUGUGAUAAGUGGACUCAAGUGUGGAGCGCUGAAUAAAUGCUGUGUUACUAAAGUGUGUAUCAUAUUCUGAAGUAUGUAAUGAUUCCUGUGACAAAACUUCUUUUAAUGUGACUGUAACAACAUUGUAAUUUGCAGACUUGGUCAGCUCAUUAUUUUCGUUCAUAACGUAUAUAAUCAUUUGAGGUUCUCAUUGGCAAGAAGCAUGAAGGUUGCUGUUUCACAGUUGGAUCCAUUUACCUAAUCAAGAGUUAUCCCACGCGAUUAACGGGACACUAGUCGUGCUUUGUCUUAUAUGAAGCUGUUAUUCUUUCCAGGUCCCACUACAUAUACUUAAAACACGCCCAAUGAAAAUUAAGACAUCAAAAUCAUUAUGUGUUCUUGAUAAUGUUCUGGGUUGUGAUUCUGUGCAGAAACAUAUGGAGGUAGUAUGUCGUUCUACCUACGAGUCUGUGGUGUCAUGACCCAGAAGAAUGCGAUCUUCACAACCAUGAGAACCUCAAAUUUCACAUAAUGGGUUCUUGUUCAUUACCUCUUUGCCAUUAAAAUUUGUGAAAUUCAUUUUUUAUAGUAAAUAAACAAAACAGUAACUACAA